UUAGUAAAUUGGGAGGUUAUUCUACUGUUAUACAACAAUGUUUUGUUUUAGUUUCUUUUUAUUUAAAUAAUUAGUAUGAAAUAUUCAAACGAUUUGCCACAAAUGGAAGAUCAGGUAUGGUCAGACCUGAUCAAUCUGCCAGCAGAUCCUCCGGAAAUGAGGGACAUCUGUUCGGGCUGCAGAAGACCUUUCGUUGUAUGUUGGUGCGCUUCGUGCCCUUCGCCACCGCUCUCCCCCAAAUGCAGAGUUGUCAUACUACAGCAUCCUGCCGAAGAGAAGCGGUGCCUCAGGACUGCGCCAAUGCUCAUGAAAGGCCUGCAGGAGGGCAAGUGCCUUCUCUACAAGGGGAAAAAGUUUCCCCAGCUUAAGCAUAUAGGUCUAGCAGAUAUAAUUACUGACACGAAUACAAUUCUCCUGUACCCUUCCAAGGAUUCAGUUGAUAUCAAUUGCCUUCCAAAAGUUGAUGACAUAGAAUCAUAUUAUAACUUGAUUUUAAUUGAUGGAACUUGGCCUCAAGCAAAAGGCAUGUACAACAGCACUCCCCUACUUCAUAAAAUAAAACAGGUGAAAUUGACCCAUCAUACCAAAAGUGAGUAUGUGAUACGGACUCAACCGACAGACGGAUGUCUUUCAACUUUGGAAACUGCUGCAGAAGCCUUGUCCAUACUUGAAAACCAAAAUUACAGAGAUGCGUUGCUCCAGCCUCUUAAAAAGCUGUGUGAAUACCAGUUGAAUCAUGGUGCAGUUAUCCAUGACAGCACUGAAUACAAGGUUAAAAGCAGUACCUACCCAAAAAGGAUAGGGAAGAGGUUAAAUAAAUUUUUAAAAGUCUUUGAUGAAGUUUGAUGUGUUUUGUUGUCUAUCUUUUUUUUUAAACUAAUAAUCAAAAUGUAAAAAUUAAUACAUUAUGUUAAAGGACAUUAUGUUAAUAUGUUCAAUGUUAAAGGUGCAUUAAGCCUUUCAGAUUAUUAAAUUUAUGCUGUUAUCGUUCCUAUCUGCAUAUAAAUCAAAUAUAUAACAAAUAUAUAUGUUAAAUAAUAAAUUAACACGCUGACU
Molecule: messenger RNA, 1056 nt
Organism: Cimex lectularius (bed bug)
Lineage: Eukaryota; Metazoa; Arthropoda; Insecta; Hemiptera; Cimicidae
Gene: Dtwd2
Product: DTW domain-containing protein 2
Exons: 4
Coding region: 76-846 (256 amino acids)
Source: RefSeq, a predicted model, not a curated record